UUACCUUCAAUAAAAUUAAAGUAUUAAUCUCUUACUUAGCUAGAUUAGCUAGCUUAAUUAAAUAAUUACUCUAGCUAUGGGUUGUUCAUAUUUUAUGGUUGGUGAACUUGUGCUGGUCGUGCUCUUGAUUGGUGAUUUUACUAGUAGUGUUAGUAGUGACCCUUAUUUUGAUGCGAACUAUGGUAUCACUUGGGGGAAUAAUCAUGUGGUGAACCAUAAGCAUCAAGCAGUUGAGCUUUACCUUGAUCAAUCAUCAGGUGCUGGAUUCGCAUCGAAGCAGGAUUAUGGAUCAGGGUUCAUUUCCAUGCAAAUAAAAGUUCCAAAUAAAGACUCAGGAGGAGUUGUUACAGCGUUUUAUUUGACAUCAGUGGAUGACGGUAAUCGUGACGAGCUAGAUUUUGAGUUCUUGGGGAAUAGAGAAGGGAAACCCUACACAUUGCAGACGAAUGUAUUUGCUCAUGGUCAAGGAGGUAGAGAGCACAGGAUUAAACUCUGGUUUGAUCCUACUGCUGAUUUUCACACUUACAAGAUACUUUGGAACCAACAUCAUAUUGUGUUUUUUGUAGACAACAUACCCAUAAGAUACUUCAAAAACAACAUAUUCCUUGGAGUGGGUUACCCAUCAAAGCCAAUGAGGAUAGUAGUAAGCUUAUGGGAUGGAUCAGGUUGGGCAACAGAUGGAGGGAAGACGAAAAUUGAUUGGAAUCAUGCACCAUUUAGGGCAUACUUCAAGGGUUUCAAAAUAGAAGGAUGUCCAAUUGAUAAAAAUAGUUGGACAAUUGAGCCUUGCAAUUCUGAUAAAUAUUGGUGGAAUAAACAAAAAUAUUGGGAACUUGAUCCUACUGAACAGAAAGCUUAUGGGAUUGUUAAGCGUCAUUAUGUUACUUAUGAUUAUUGUACUGAUAAGGUUAAUCAUCCUGUUACUCCUCCUGAGUGCUAUCAACAAUAGUUCUAAAUUUCACGUAUUCGCAAUGUGGUAUAUAUAUAUAUAUAUAUAUAUGGUCUUGCAUGUGAUCGAAGUUAGUUGUUAUUGAGGUACUGCGUGGUUAUGUAAAAUAGUUAUGAAUUAAUAAAAGUGGUGAUAUUUUAAAAUCA
Spinacia oleracea (spinach) is the source of this 1095-nucleotide messenger RNA. Its product is annotated as xyloglucan endotransglucosylase/hydrolase protein 2-like. The transcript is spliced from 4 exons. Gene Ontology annotation, biological process: xyloglucan metabolic process; cell wall biogenesis. Gene Ontology annotation, molecular function: xyloglucan:xyloglucosyl transferase activity; hydrolase activity, hydrolyzing O-glycosyl compounds. Bases 77 to 949 code for a protein of 290 amino acids. Gene Ontology annotation, cellular component: cell wall; apoplast. The record is from RefSeq and is a predicted model, not a curated record. Lineage: Eukaryota; Viridiplantae; Streptophyta; Magnoliopsida; Caryophyllales; Amaranthaceae.